Molecule: messenger RNA, 3759 nt
Organism: Haliotis rufescens (red abalone)
Lineage: Eukaryota; Metazoa; Mollusca; Gastropoda; Lepetellida; Haliotidae
Product: polypeptide N-acetylgalactosaminyltransferase 2-like
Exons: 14
Coding region: 55-1902 (615 amino acids)
Cellular component (GO): Golgi apparatus
Source: RefSeq, a predicted model, not a curated record
UCUACUCCUGCUGAGUGGGAUGUGUUUCGCAGUAGACACGCGACAAGCGUACCGAUGGUACGGCGAAAGUUUCGCUUGCUACUUUUGCUAGCCAGCAUUUGGCUUGUAGGAAUUGUCUACUAUGUUUAUAAGGCUAACGAGGAACAGACAGGAAGUGAGGGAAAUAAGCUCCUACCCAAAAAUGUCUUCCCAAAUGAGAUCGGUCCAGUCAUCGUGAAUGAUGACACGCUUGUGGUGGCCAAAAAGGAAAAAAUCAUCACACCACCUAAACAGCCCAAAGAUGACACGCACAAGAAAAAAAUCGAAGAAAAGUUGAUACCUACUCAAAAACCAAAAAAAAGACAUAAAGUGCCUAAACCCAUAGAUCAUAGUAAAGUGAAGGACUAUCUGGAGGAUGGUCCGAACGAUGUGCCCUGGGAGGAGUAUGACGAAAAGGCGUAUGUAGAUAAGAAGCGGGUUCGGCCAGGGGAAGACAACUAUGCAAGGAACAAGUUUAACCAGCUCGCCAGUGACAACACUAAAUCCAACCGUGAUGUCCCGGAUACACGCCAUCAGCUAUGUCGACAGAUGGGAUGGAGACAGAACUUACCAACAACAUCCGUUAUCAUCACUUUCCAUAAUGAGGCACGAUCGGCACUACUCCGCACAAUUGUCAGUGUUUUCCGAAAGAGCCCCCCACACUUGAUAGAAGAAAUCAUCCUGGUUGACGAUUUCAGUGAUGAUCCUUCUGAUGGCGAUGAACUGGCUAUCAUUCAGAAGGUCAAGGUCAUUCAUAAUAAGAAACGAGAGGGUUUGAUCCGGUCCCGAGUGCGAGGCGCUGAUGCAGCCAAGGGUGCCAUCUUGACAUUCUUGGACAGUCAUUGCGAGUGUAACGCCUUCUGGCUGGAACCCCUUCUGCUCCGAGUGGCAGAGGAUCGCACACGUGUUGUGAGCCCCAUCAUUGACGUCAUCAGUAUGGACAACUUCGACUACAUUGGAGCCUCGGCGGACUUGAAGGGUGGCUUUGACUGGAACCUGGUGUUCAAGUGGGAUUACAUGACGGCAGAGGAACGCAAUAAGAGAACUAGAGAUCCCAUCUCAGCCAUUAGGACUCCACUGAUUGCUGGGGGACUGUUUGCCAUAGACAAGUCAUGGUUUGAGGAACUGGGAAAAUAUGACUUGGACAUGGAUGUAUGGGGCGGGGAGAACCUCGAGAUCUCAUUCCGAGUCUGGCAGUGCCAUGGUGCUCUAGAAAUCAUUCCAUGCAGUCGAGUUGGACAUGUGUUCAGGAAGCAGCACCCUUACACCUUCCCAGGGGGGAGUGGCAAUGUGUUUGCUAGGAACACACGCCGAGCUGCUGAAGUGUGGAUGGAUGACUAUAAGCAGUUCUACUAUGCAGCAGUUCCCUCAGCCAAAAAUAUUCCCUUUGGAGAUAUUUCAAAACGUUUGGCGCUGAAGGAACAGUUGCAAUGUAAGCCAUUUAAAUGGUUCCUAGAGAAUGUCUACCCAGAACUGAAAGUGCCUGACACCCAGGACGUAGCUUUUGGCAGUAUACAACAGUCGGGCCAGUGCAUUGAUACCAUGGGACACUUUGCUGACGGGACCCUCGGCAUAUACCCCUGUCACAAUGCCGGCGGCAACCAGGAAUUCUCAUUGACAAAGGAUGGCAGCAUCAAGCACCUGGACCUGUGUAUCACCCUCACAGGCGAUGCCCCUGGGACUGUUGUCAAGCUCUUCCAGUGCCAGUCUGACAACAUUCUACAGGUGUGGGAUCGCACUGAAGGAGAGACGAUGCUGAAGCACAGGACCAACAAUCUGUGUCUGGACAGUCAGGUUGUACAGACUGAAGGACUCACUGCCAACCACUGUAACCCGGCCUCAACCUCUCAAAAAUGGUCUUUUACUUUAAACAAUAUGAGGUAGUUCCAGGACGGAGUUCAUCACAUGCAAUAGUUAGUUUUUUCCGUGUCCAACUCUCUAUGCAAUAUUCUGAGUUUGCUUUGAUUUUGGUGACGUUGAAUUUUUUUAAAGAAACUUUUAUUUACUUUUAAUUAGUGUUGAUACCAACAUUUUGUGUUGUCUGGAAGAUGAAAUCCACAAGUCCAUGCUGAAAUAGUCUGAAAUGGAUCUGUUCCUUUAUUUACACAUCAUCUUUCAUAGAAAUCUUUCGUUACAAAAUCUGAUUUACAUCGUACCAGCUGUAUCAGCUUUGAAACCUUAUUACAAAACAAACCUACUUUUCAAUCACAGUGCCACUUAUUUGGUUGACUACUGUAAUGUUGACAGCAAACAGGUACAGUGCAUAUGAAGACUAUAUUCUUAAUGUGAUGUAACUGCUCAAUGUGUGAUACCAAACAUUUAGAAAUCAAAAUAAUGAAUGUGAUCCAGUUACCAUGGUUACGUAUUAUAUAUGUAAUCAGGUAAUAUUUUAACUUAAUGCUACCAUGACAUCAUGACCUUUUUGAUGGAACUUAUAUGGUUUUUAUGUCCAUUUUUAAUUAGAUUUUAAUAUUUCUUUUGUAAUGAUUCUUGUAUUUUGUCAGCGUGUUUGUAGUCAUAUGAGCAGAAAAUAGUCUCAGGAUAUUUGUUUCGUUUUUUGGCAAGUCUGAUAGUGACAGAAUUAAGGCCUGAAAUGACGCACCGAAGUCAUGAUGCAAUAUGGACUUAUGUACCGUUCAACAUAUAUUCUAAUUUCAUAUAUUAGACGUAAUGAAAAAUGUUUGUUCCAAAAUCAGUUUUUGAUAACAAAACAUCGGUAGACCCUCUGAUGGAUGAUACAGAGCACUAUGGAAUCUUGCGUAUCAAUACAGAAGGGAGUGUAUCCUUGCUAUCUAGUUAAAUAUCUUGCUUCAUUGAUGAAUAAUUUCAGCCUCGUAUGAAGUGUCAGUUUUGAAAUAUACUACUCAAAAGAAGUUAAUGUUGCAAUAGUUAUCUGUCAUGGCAGGAUUUCUUUCAUAUUACCAUAGUAUGUCAUGGGGCGGUGGGUUAGCCUAGUGGUUCAGCGUUCGCUUGUCAUGCCGAUUCGUCAUGUCGAUUCCCCACAUGGGUACAGUGUGUGAAGCCCACUUCUGGUGUCCCCCGCCAUGAUAUUGCUGGAUGAGGAUGAUGAUGUUGGAGAUUUAACGAGGGCUUCCGGUGUUGCCGAUUUCGCACUCGGAAUUGCUGGAAUAUUUCAAAUACGCUGCGUAAAACCAUUCUCACUGACUCCCUAGAGCCAUAUUAACUCCUUUUGACUGGUAUAUCUAACCCACUUAUUAAUAAUGUACACAAAGUGUUAUGGAAUUAUUAGUUGGAGACUUUUGGUUGUAGUCUAGCUGCACUCUAUCAGUGUUGCCAAAUACCUAAAGUAUUAUGAUAAAGCCACACCCUAUUUGACUUGACAAGACCAUUAUUACACUGAGUCCCGUACAGAUGUGACACAGAUAUAUUUUAUAUACUUGUAUAUUCAAGUGUGAUUCGUUGUUGAUUUACAUGAUGUAUUAAUUUAAUGAUCGGUGUACUAUCAAGCGUGUCAGAUUGUGUUGAGGUAGUCGGUACAUAGUCAUUGAUGGAGCAUGUUGAGUGGCGAGUCUAAGCAUUCUCCCCAUAUGUUCAAUGUUGUUGCUGAUGUCUUCAUUAGUGGAGCAUGUUGAGUGGAGAGUCUAAGCAUCCUCCCCAUGUUCAAUGUUGUUGCUGAUGUCUUCAUUGGAUUUUAUGUCUCAUGUUGAACUUUUUUAUAAAUAAAUUUUAGAUAAUGAUUAUUUUAUUAUCGAAUAUAAUCAUGUUGUUGCUUAGUUAGGA